AUAAUAGGUUCAAGGUACAAAGUUUGAUUUCAUAUGCAUAUCUCAGUUGUUAUCUUAUCUUUUUUAUUACUCACUUAAAAAUAACGGCAUUAUUUUGUGAACGUUUGGUUUAAGUGUGGGUGUGUGAUCCAAUAAUUUAAAAAAUGAGAGAAAUCGUAAACUUACAAGUAGGACAAUGCGGUAAUCAAAUUGGAUCCAAAUUUUGGGAAAUAAUUUCUCACGAACAUGGAAUCGACAGAUACGGAAAAUACGUGGGCCAAUAUGCGGAGCAAUUGGAAAAAAUCAAUGUAUAUUACACUGAAGGAUCUGAUGGAAACUUCGUACCUCGGUCGAUAUUAAUCGACUUAGAACCAGGUACAAUGGACGCGAUCCGAUCGGGAUAUUAUGGGAGUCUAUUCAAACCGGAUAAUUUUAUUUUCGGUGAUAGCGGUGCAGGUAACAAUUGGGCCAAGGGUCAUUAUACGGAAGGCGCCGAAUUAUUAGAGAACGUAUUAGACAUACUCAGAAAAGAAAGCGAGGCAUGCGAUUGUUUGCAAGGAUUUCAACUGACUCAUUCUUUAGGAGGAGGUACAGGGUCAGGAAUGGGUACGCUUCUACUAAGCAAAAUUAGAGAAGAGUAUCCCGAUAGGAUCUUGACAACAUUUAGUGUUUUUCCAUCUCCAAAAGUAUCGGAAGUAAUUGUAGAACCGUAUAAUGCUACUCUCUCAGUGCAGCAAUUAAUUGAAAACAGUGAUCAGACUCACUGUAUCGAUAACGAAGCAUUGUACGAUAUAUGCUUUCGGACUUUGAAAAUGAUAAGUCCAACCUAUGGAGAUUUAAAUCACUUAGUUUCGUUAACGAUGUCAGGAAUUACGACUUGUUUGCGGUUUCCCGGCCAGUUAAAUGCUGAUCUCAGAAAACUAGCUGUAAACAUGGUACCUUUUCCAAGAUUACAUUUCUUCGUACCAGGAUUUGCCCCAUUAACACCUAAGUCUAGUCUAAAGUAUCGAAACGUCAACGUGCUUGAUUUAACAAAGCAAAUGUUUGAUCCAAGCAGUAUGAUGUCGGCCUGUGAUCCACGCUUAGGGCGCUAUUUAACUGUUGCUGCAAUAUUUAGAGGACAAAUGUCAAUGAAGGAAGUCGACCAAUGCAUGUUGGAUAUUCAGAAACACAAUCCAAGCUACUUCGUUGAAUGGAUACCAAACAAUGUGAAGGUGGCGGUUUGUGAUAUUCCUCCUCCUGGCAUGAGCAUGUCCUCAACAUUUAUUGCCAAUACAACGGCCAUUCAAGAAAUAUUUAAACGUAUCAACGAACAAUUUUCGGUAAUGUUUCGGCGGAAAGCUUUCUUACAUUGGUAUACUGGAGAGGGAAUGGAUGAACUAGAGUUUACUGAAGCAGACUCAAAUAUGCAGGAUUUAAUAUCUGAAUAUCAAGAAUAUCAGGAUGCCGAGGUUGAUGACGAAUUUGUUGAAAAUGGAGAGGCAGAAGAACAAGCCAUCGAAGAUUAUUAAAAUGUAUGCAGCUUCGUCAAAUUAUUUAUUUAAUACAUAACUUAUAGUACUUAGCUUAAAAUAAAGAUUGUUUGACUACCUACAUA
This is a messenger RNA of Photinus pyralis (common eastern firefly), 1576 nucleotides long. Its product is annotated as tubulin beta chain-like. Gene Ontology annotation, cellular component: cytoplasm; microtubule. The record is from RefSeq and is a predicted model, not a curated record. Gene Ontology annotation, molecular function: GTPase activity; GTP binding; structural constituent of cytoskeleton. Gene Ontology annotation, biological process: microtubule cytoskeleton organization; mitotic cell cycle. The transcript is spliced from 3 exons. NCBI's taxonomy places the organism in Eukaryota, Metazoa, Arthropoda, Insecta, Coleoptera, Lampyridae. Bases 144 to 1490 code for a protein of 448 amino acids.